Drosophila melanogaster (fruit fly) is the source of this 2334-nucleotide messenger RNA. RefSeq names its product cactin (gene cactin). Lineage: Eukaryota; Metazoa; Arthropoda; Insecta; Diptera; Drosophilidae. The transcript has a single exon. Gene Ontology annotation, cellular component: nucleus; cytoplasm. Bases 86 to 2248 code for a protein of 720 amino acids. The record is from RefSeq and is marked reviewed.
CUGGGUUGGUUUUCUCCAUCUGGCAACGCUAGCAUUGUUUAUAUUUUAUUUCACAAGUUUUAUCCCGAAAAACUCAUUAAAAAAGAUGCCCAAGGAGAAAUCCAAGCACCGGCAUCGCAGCCGCAGUCGGGAGAGGCGGGAUCAUCGCAGUCCGGAUCCGAGGAGCAGCAGGAACAGGGAUCGGGAUCGUGAACGCGAGCGGGAAAAGGAUCGUGACCACAGAGAUCACAGAGACAAGGAACGUGACCAGCGCAGGGAAAGGGAAAAGGACAAAAGCAGGGACAAGAAGCGGGAGCACAAAAGCCGGAGACGCCGGUCCUCUUCCUCCAGCUCAUCCCCGUCGAGUUCGACGUCCAGCUCGGUGCCCGGUGCCCCUCGUUCGCCGCUGGUAAAAAGCCCGAUGAAGCUUCUCCAGACGCUGGAAGCCCGUCGCCUCGUCGAGCAGAAGGAUCGUCAGCGUAAAAAGGAGGAGCUGAAGGCCCAUGAAACGCCCGAGGAGAAGCGCGCCCGUCGCCUGCGCGAAAAGCAGGCCAAGGAGCAGCGGCGUCGCGAACGAAUGGGCUGGGACAACGAGUACCAGACGUACUCCAACGAAGACAACCCGUUCGGGGACUCCAAUCUCACCUCCACCUUCCACUGGGGCAAAAAGCUGGAGGUAGAGGGACUAUCAAAUCUCUCCACCAAAACCGUAGAGGUACUGUCUCUGCAAAAGCAGUUGGAAAAUCGCAGGGAGCUGGAGAAGGUCAAGAAACGGCGUCAGGAGAGGGAGCUGGAGCGGCAGGUGCGCGAGGAUGAUCUUAUGAUGCAGCAGCGCGCCAAGGAGGCGGUGCAGUUCCGCGAGUGGCAGCGACAGGAAGAUCAGUUUCACUUAGAGCAGGCACGCUUGCGCAGUGAAAUCCGGAUCCGAGAUGGACGUGCCAAGCCCAUCGAUCUUCUCGCCCAAUAUGUGGCCGCUGGGAAUGAGCCGCUCGAAGAGUGCCUCGAGAUGCAGAUGCACGAGCCCUAUGUGCUGCUAAACGGCCUGCCCGUGGAAGAACUGGAGGACCUGCUGGUCGACAUUAAGGUAUACGAAGAGCUGGAGCAGGGCAAGCACAUCGAUUUCUGGAACGAUAUGAUCACCAUUGUGCAGGAUGAACUGCAGCGCCAACAGAAACUGGAGGCGGAGAAUAGUUCGCUCAAUCAACGCCGGGAUGGCAUCCACCAGGCGGUGGUAAAGGAUGUGGCCGAUAUUUUUAGGGGGAAGAAUGCUCAGCAGCUGGAGGAGAUGCGGCACCGCAUCGAGGCCAAGAUCAGUGGGCGAGCGGAUGGCGUCGACAUUAGCUACUGGGAAAGCCUGCUCUCGCAACUCAAGGCACACAUGGCCAGAGCUCGACUGCGAGAUCGCCAUCAAGCCUUAUUGCGCGAGAAGCUGUCGCUGCUCAAGCGAGAAAACGAUAAUGAGACGUUGCAAGAGAAGGUGGCCCCACAAGUCAAGGAAGAGGAGAUGGAAACCCAGGACGCAGAGGACCCGGAGGUUGAGGAGGGCUCACCCGAAGACGAGGAGGAUCCCCUGAAUGAGCUGCGUAAAACAGUGCGUCUUUACCAGGCAGGGAACUACAGCCCGCGCUAUAUACGCGAAGAGGACUUCACCGGCAGACGAGCGCAAAACGAAGACGUCGACGAACCGGAGGCAGAAGGACUUCUCUACGAGGAGGAGGACGACGAGCGGCGAACACAGAGACAGCGUCUGCUAAUCCUUCAUCCAGAACGAGUGGAUAACAAUCAACUGACCCCGCAGGAACUGCGAAUGCGCAACGAGGCGAAGCAGGGAAUGCAGGGUGACGAGGCCGAGUUCAGUGUGGAGACCACCCUGGAUGCAGUGCCGCAGCUGGCCACCGAUAAGUACCGACCACGAAAGCCGCGCUACUUCAAUCGCGUGCACACCGGCUUCGAGUGGAACAAGUACAACCAGACGCACUACGACAUGGACAAUCCCCCGCCCAAGAUCGUGCAGGGAUACAAGUUCAACAUAUUCUAUCCGGACCUUAUGGACAAAUCGCAGACGCCGCAGUACUUCCUCACUCCCUGCGCGGACAACGGGGACUUUGCGGUGCUGCGUUUCCACACAGGACCACCGUACGAGGACAUCGCCUUCAAGAUCGUCAACCGGGAGUGGGAGUUUAGCUACAAGCGGGGCUUCCGCUGCCAGUUCCACAACAACAUCUUCCAGCUGUGGUUCCACUUCAAGCGCUAUCGCUACAGGCGGUGAAGGAUUGUCACCGUCUGGCCUAGAUUACCCAAACCAUCCUUUUGUGCAGUCCUAUGUUAUUUUCCAAUAAAGUGUAAGCCCAGAAC